AUGGGCUUCACGACCUUCCUCGGCCCCUCUACCGAUAAACUACAAUCCUCUCGCCCCAAGCCAUCUUCCUCCUCAUCUGCGCCUACCGACAACACCCCUGAGGCUUCUCCGGCGCAGACCCCCGAUUCCAUAACCCGCCAUCAUGGAUACAUUUACGAUGAGACGCACUUACGCAGUCUACCUGCCGACUGCCCCGAUUUACGCGAGCUAAACAAUAGUCUCGAGGCUCUCGCCGCCAUAUUUCCCGAUGUCCAGAUCCAGGUUUUCCGCGAGAUGCUGACCAACUUCGACGAGGAGUCCAGACUCGCCGUUGUCGCCGACGCUCUCCUGAAAAACCGCGUCGCUUGGGUAAAGGGCCGCUGGAGAGUCGCCGAUAAUCAACUGACGGAACCCACGCCACGGGAACCAGUGACGGGAGACCACUACCAACCCCUCAUCCCUCGCGUCGAGACCUUCCGAAGUUCCGAGUACAAGCAGGCCGUUCAGGCGUUGGCAUGGCACGAAUUCAAGGGCCUAUCGCGAUCUACCAUCAACGCAGUUCUAGCAGAAUCCAAUUACUCCUACCUCGAUGCCCGGAAGACGCUCGUAUCCCUUUCCUCCAAGUCAUGGCGCUUCACCAUAUCUUCGCUCUUCCUUCGCCGUAAACCCGUCGCUACGGGCGAGGCUGAAAAUCAUCCCCUGGUGGUUUGGAAGUCGACUGGCCAAGGCGCCAUUGUUCCGACUCUGAAGGCUACAGGCAACACCGAGCUGGACUGUGAACUGUACCGCGACCUGAUUCAACCUCUGAAAGAGCGGGCUAGGCAAACCCAGGAGGACAAGGACCGAGGUUUGGCCAUCUUGCUGAACAACGAACAGGCCGAGGAGGCUGACGCGCUGUACGAGUGCGCUUGCUGCUUCACUGAAUCCACCUUCGAAGAGUUCACAACCUGCAACGCCGACGGCCACAUGCUGUGCUUCCGCUGCGUCCAGCAUUCCGUCACGGAAGCCGUUUUUGGUCAAGGGUGGCAUAGCAGCAUCGACACGGACUCCGGCACCCUCAAGUGCCUGGCAGUCGAAGGGGAUGGAUGUCCCGGCCAUAUCCCUCACGAUCACCUGCACCGCGCCAUGUUGGAGGAGAGAAAAGGCGCCGAGAUCCUCCACAAGCUCGAUCAACGCUUGGCAGAGAACAGUCUGCUGGCCGCCAACCUCCCGCUGAUCCGUUGUCCGUUCUGCGAAUAUGCCGAAGUAGACGACAUCUAUCUACCCGCCCACGAAACCCAACUACGCGUCAGACUCGACAGCAUUCUCAGCCUACUACUCAUCAUUGUUUGCAUUGUCACGGUGCCCUUCCUCCUCCCCGUGGUGCUUCUAUCAUCGUGCUUGUGUCUUUUGCUCAGCACAAAGCAGACAAUCGGUGAUCACCUCAUGAUGCAAUGGAAAAUGGCUCUUGGUCGUCAUCGACGACGUCGUCGUGGUCUCAAGUUCACCUGCCAGAACCCAGAUUGCAAGAAAGCAUCGUGUCUGUGCUGCUCCAAGUCUUGGACCGACAUCCACGUAUGCAACGAGUCCUCCCUGGUCGCGCUGCGUACGCAAGUUGAGCAGGCCAUGAGCAUGGCCAUCAAACGCGUAUGCCCGCGAUGCCACACGUCCUUCGUCAAGAACUCGGGCUGCAACAAGUUGACGUGUCCUUGCGGGUACAAGAUGUGUUACGUAUGCCGCAAAGACAUCGGCGGCGCGAACGGGGAGGGCGAAGGGUACCGGCAUUUCUGCGACCAUUUCAGGCCGGACGGCGACCCGCGGCCGUGCACCGAGUGUACCAAAUGCAAUCUUUGGGAGAGCGAGGACACGGACCUGGUGCUGAGGCAGGCCAAGGAGGAGGCCGAGGCCAAAUGGCGGGAGACGGAGAAGCGGGAAUUGAGCGGUGCGGAGAAGGCCUUCUUAGAGACGGGUUUCGCCAGAAACGGGGUCUCGUCGGUCGAAAGCUGCAUCAAGAACGGGCGUUGGCCGACCCUACCCGAAUUAUGCGAUUUCGUCGUCGAAGUGGUGUUCGUCUGA
Colletotrichum karsti is the source of this 2034-nucleotide messenger RNA. RefSeq lists its product as uncharacterized. The record is from RefSeq and is a predicted model, not a curated record. The transcript has a single exon. The coding region runs from base 1 to 2034 and encodes 677 amino acids. NCBI's taxonomy places the organism in Eukaryota, Fungi, Ascomycota, Sordariomycetes, Glomerellales, Glomerellaceae.